Peromyscus eremicus (cactus mouse) is the source of this 1004-nucleotide messenger RNA. RefSeq names its product transmembrane and immunoglobulin domain containing 2 (gene Tmigd2). The record is from RefSeq and is a predicted model, not a curated record. Gene Ontology annotation, cellular component: B cell receptor complex; external side of plasma membrane. Bases 1 to 849 code for a protein of 282 amino acids. Lineage: Eukaryota; Metazoa; Chordata; Mammalia; Rodentia; Cricetidae. Gene Ontology annotation, biological process: B cell receptor signaling pathway; B cell differentiation. The transcript has 5 exons.
AUGGGCUCUCCUGGCUGGGCAUUCAUCCUGCUGCAGCUCUGGGGCCUGCAGGGAGCUGUGAGCCUGAGUGUGCAGCAGUGGCCCCCGAGGGUGAAGGUGACACAAGGCGGCGAGAUGUCGCUGUUCUGCGGGGUGAAGCAGAGUCAGUCCUGGGAGAGGCUGCGUGUGGAGUGGGUCCGGAACAAUGUCGUUUUUUGCCAGCUGCUCAUCUCCAAUGGCAGCCUCAACCCUGGGGGCUGCAGGUCUCGGGGACAGCUGUCCUGGUGGCCGCCCACAAACCUCAGCCUGCGGCUGGACCACGUGAGCCUUAACGACAGCGGGGACUACGUGUGCCGGGCCACCCUGGAGAUCCCCAAGUUGCAGAAGGCCAAGGGCAAUGGGACCACGGUCCAGGUAGAGGCAGGUGGCCUCCAGCUGAAGGAGACCUCCCGCCCUUCAGGGCUCCUGUUGGCUCUUCUGGUGGCUGGGGGUGUGGUGGCAGCCUUGGUGGUGCUGGGUGCUGUGUUGUGGGGUCUCAGCAGGUGUCGUCGGGAGGACUCGGGGGAGAGCACCUGCCCAGCUGGGGCCACUCCUAAUUCACGGUCGCCUUUUGAUUUGUGUCACCUGCCCCCAGAGAAUUCUUUCUACAGCAAUGUCCUCUUCCGGCCCCGGGAGAGUCCACGCAGGCUUCGGGACCUGCCUAAGGAGAAGGACACAGCCAGGGACCAGAGAGCCCAGGCCAUCUAUCUCGCCACCUUCCCCAAGCCUGCCCCACGCCAGCAGCUUCCUGUCAACAAACCCAGCCCCGGGCCCAGGCCUGGCCACGCCAUCUCUGCCCACUGUGAGUCUCUCGCAAGCCCUAGGAAGUAGGGACAGGCCACAUGCCAAGAGGGAUCCUGGAAGUCGAAAGAGGCUUUGGAGACCCCUGAGAACCCAAAAUGGACCUGGACAAGAGCUAUGUGAGGGCGUCGCUGUUUCUAUAAGGAGAGGGGGCGUCCGACAGCUACAGGCUGAGAUCAAUGACA